ACCUAACGAACAUGCGCAAAGUCUGAACCUAAUUAGAAGCCGUCGAGACGAUCGCCCUCUUAUCAAUUUACACGGAUCCGGCUAUGUGUUACAACGUAAGAAGCAAGCACAUUUAAAGUGUAAAUGUGGUAAUAUUUUUGAAAUACCACUUUCCUCACUAGAGUUACACUUUGAUCCAAGCCAGGUGAUUUGUAGAAGCCUUCCUUCACCAAAUUGCUAUAUAUGUAUUUCCUUACAAGAGCGACACAUUGGCAUCCCUUUACUCAAGACUAACACGCACAAUAGUAAUAAAAACUAUGUGACAAACACUACCAGGCCUGUUUGCUUUCCACAUGAUACGACCACUAGUCUUAUUCGUAGACAACUUACACACUACGUUCGUUCUCAACUUAACGCGAUACCUAUACCAAAGCUUACUAUCUUUAGUAAGUCUCCUCUUUUGCAAUCACAUCUACCGUAGCACAAAAUGACGACUUUCCGAUAUAUUGAUGACUACCUUACAGUCAAAACGACACCAACUGCGCAACUAGAUCAACAAGAGCAACCAAUAGUAGAGAAGUCAGCUGAUGGGAGUGAGAUCAUGAUCACACUUCCAAAACGCCAUAAAUAUCACAGCCUAACGGACCUGAUCAACAUGCAGCAACAUCUUGAGAACAUCAGUGGAAACCAUCAUGGCCUUUCCUUCAACAUCUUAAAAAGUGGACAACUUAUUACCACCCAGGAGGCUCUUCAAGAUGCUACACUACUACAGCGACCUACCUCUCCGGCAAGCAGCGGAAAAUCUACACAACAGAAAGAGUUUUCCAACAUCCACGACUACAAGAAUAGUACAAAGGUGAAGCGUCAACGUCAGAACUCGAAGAUUCAUUAUCACAGUUACGAAACAGAGGAUGAAGGAUGGCGCA
Amoebophrya sp. A25 is the source of this 905-nucleotide messenger RNA. The record is from the annotation of a GenBank genome assembly. Lineage: Eukaryota; Dinophyceae; Syndiniales; Amoebophryaceae.